AACUGUUGUAGUGUCCGGAAGAAGGACUGUCGGCAUGGCGGAUAUAUUUUUCACUUCAUGCUUUGCUUUUCUGUGUCUCUAUAUAAUACCUUAGCAUUAAUAAUCGCCUUUUAUAACCGUGGCGCUGCAGUGAGCUGCAUUUUCAGCCAUUACCGGCUGUGUGCACACGGCACAGCUGUGAGCCGGAGCAGCCGUUACACCGCUGUCUGUCUGUCCGUCCGUCUGUCUGCACACGUCGUGACUUGUGACCCAGUUUGGUUUGACGGACCUGGGGAGGAUACAACAUUGGGAGCCUGAGCACGGACCAGUGACUCUUACUUAAGUCAAAGAAGAAAUCAAAUUUGCCUCAGUGAAAAAAACACACCAAACACUAACAAUGGAUGAAGUAACUGCAGAUGUAGAUGAGGAGGUGACGAAACAGGACUACUCCUCAGAACCACUCCCAGAGCCACUCCUGAUAAUCCUGUCCCCACCUCCACCUUUCUUACCUGUCCCUGGUGAACCGACCAUGAUUUGGCACAAGUGGCUCAAAGCUUUUGAACACUACGUUGAAGCACUCGGUGAAAGCGACCUCGUCGACUCCACUAAGUGUAUGCUCCUACAGAACUGCCUCGGCCCAGAGGGCCAGCGUAUCUUCACAGCACUGAUCCAGAGUGAAACCACAUACGCAUCAGCAAUCUCAGCUCUGACGGUCUACUUCAACUCUAAUCAAAGCUCUCAGAUGUACCGCCUUAAAUUUCAUCAGAGGGCUCAGAUGCCUGGAGAGACUGUCGAUCUGUUUGUGUCUGCCUUAGAUGAGCUGCUUAGGCUUUGCAGCUAUGGAAACUUUCAAGAAAAACUUAUCCUGGAUCAGCUGAUUGAGAAAACCAACUGCCCACAACUCAAAGAGAGGCUGCUGAUGGAGAGGGAAACUCUAACCUUGGAUAAGGCGUUGGCUAUCGGUAAAGAAGUGGAAUCUGCUUUAAAUGAAUCUGAGGUGUUUGGUUUUCAUGAGGUCAGUGUGGACAUUGGAGACGAUUUAGACCUUCCUGUUCAAACCAAGCGCAAAAGACGACGGCCUCGGCGUGGGGGGGAAAGGCCAAAAAACAAACCAAAACCACGCGUGACUAAAACCCCAACAAAAUCACCUCAAUGCAAAGAUAAUUACUAUUACAGCAACGACAAGCUUUAUUAUAGUGAAAAUGAAGAUAAGUCUCAGAGCGUUGAUGAGACUAAUCUGGCUUCUGAUGAAGCCAGCGAUAAAGCAGGAAAUGAUAAAAGAGAGUUGUCAUCAUCAUCACCACAGAAGAUAGAAGAGAAAGGCCCCAACAAAGCUAGUGAUAGUGCAGAUGAUGAUGAAGACUUUCUCUUUUCCUCGUCCAAUGUAAAAGGCCCCUACUGUCCCAUCUGUGUUGACAAGCGCUUCAGAGAUGCAAACAAGCUCGGCAGACACAUGAGGACGCACACAAAGGAGAAACCGUUCACCUGCCCGGUCUGUGCCAUGACAUUCAGCCAGUCCUACCACAUGACGCGACACAUGAGGAACCAGCACGGUGCAGGCCAGUUUGUUUGCUCCACUUGUGGGAAAAGUCAAGGUAGCUUAGCAGAGCUGCAAAGUCACAAGAGGACGCAUGUGUUGAAAGUUCUGUCAUGUCCUGAGUGUCAAGAAAAAUUUACUAACAAGGAUGUGUUUAUUUGUCAUGUCAUGUCACAUGGCACAGACCUGUCCCUCCUGCCCACCCUGACAGAGGGACAAACUUCCCAGCAGAGCGAUGACGAGAAAAAUCAAGAACUAGUCAAGCUAUGUGACAAAGAUAAUGAUAAUGUUGCUGAAAAUGAAGCAGACACUGAUAAUGGUGGUUCUCAGGGAAAAGAAUCUUUAGUUACUGUCAAGAUUGAAGAUAAGACCGCUGAUGAAGCCACAUCUCAAGACGGAGACAGUCAGAAAGAAAAAGUCGGCAAAAAAAGAACAAAAGGCCAUUUCUGUCCCAUCUGUGUCGGCAGGCGUUUCAGGGGGCCAAACAAACUCGCCAGACACAUGAGGACACACACAAAGGAGAAACCAUUCAGCUGCCCGGUCUGCGCGAUGACUUUCAGCCAGAACUACCACAUGACCCGACACAUGAGGAACCAGCACGACUUGGGCCAAUACAUCUGCUCUAAAUGUGGGAAAAGUUUAGGGUCCUGGCUGGAACUGAAAGCACACAAGAAGACUCAUGCAGUUGAAGGCCUGACAUGUCUUGCAUGUGAUAAACAGUUCAAGGAGAAGUCUGCACUUGUAAGUCAUCUUAAAUUACACAAGAAGGUCCAAUCCAACCCUCAAAGCCUCAUCUGCGGCGAUUGCGGCAAAGUAUUUGGUCGAAUGUAUCAUUUGAAAAGGCAUAUAGUGACCCAUCGCAAAGCAACAAACGGAGAGUGUUACACAUGCCCUGAUUGUCAGAGGAAUUUUGCCUUCCCAGAAGACCUCAACAAACACUUGGAGAUUCAUGUGAAAGAAAACAAUGGGACUUGUUCGAAAUGUGAUGAAACCUUCAGCAGCCCAGAAGAACUUGAGAAGCACAUGGAGGUUCAUAACAAGACUUACGCCUGCAGCAUCUGUGGGAAGAAGUUUAAGGUUGAGUAUGCGCUGAAGAAGCAUGAACAGGGCCACCAAGAUGAACAGUAUUAUUGUUCGUUGUGCCGCAAACACUUCAUGAAGCUGUCUCACUACAAAAGGCACGUAAUGGUCCACAACAGACGUGAAGCAAGAUGUCCACACUGCGACAGCGUCUUUCUAAAGUUAACAGCUUUAAAAUAUCACCUGCGGACUCAUACAGAAGAAAGACCGUACCAGUGCACCUGUUGUAUCGAAACCUUUGAAGAGAAGGAAGAUCUAGAACAACACUGCCUCAAACACAGGAAAUUCAAGAGGGAGAGGCCAUACUCGUGCACACGGUGUGAUGCUGCUUUUUCUGCACUAAUUGAGCUGACAGACCACAUGAGCUCACACGAGGGAGAGCAGCCACUGAACUGCCCUGUCUGCGGCAGGACUUUCCUGAACAAGACCAAGCUGGAGAAGCACCUGAGCAUCCACACGGGGGAGAGACCUCACCUCUGCUCCAUCUGCGGCAACGGCUUCCCCUCGGCUGCCAGCCUCAAGUUACACGUUCACAUCCACACCGGAGAGAAACCUUUCCAAUGUUCGCAGUGCAGCAAGAGCUUCAGAUCAUCCAGCGGGCUGCGACUGCACAGCAGGCAGCACAUGGAGGUGCGGCCCAGCUACGAGUGUCCCGAGUGCGGCAGGACUUACGGUCGGAUGACAGAGCUGAAGAUGCACCAACGCUAUCACACGGGGGAUAAACCCUAUGCGUGCACGUGCUGCAGCAAACGCUUUAUUAGCAAAGAUAAACUGAACGUUCACAUGAGGAUACACACAGGGGAGAGGCCGUACUGCUGCCCCCACUGUGGACAGACAUUUACACAGACUGGAGACAGAAACAGACACAUCACAAAAUACCACUACUUAGAUACUGUAGAAACAGAACUCCUGUGAUGCUUAGG
Messenger RNA from Epinephelus moara (kelp grouper), 3519 nucleotides. Its product is annotated as zinc finger protein 665-like. Gene Ontology annotation, biological process: regulation of transcription by RNA polymerase II. The record is from RefSeq and is a predicted model, not a curated record. NCBI's taxonomy places the organism in Eukaryota, Metazoa, Chordata, Actinopteri, Perciformes, Serranidae. The coding region runs from base 377 to 3511 and encodes 1044 amino acids. Gene Ontology annotation, cellular component: nucleus. Gene Ontology annotation, molecular function: RNA polymerase II transcription regulatory region sequence-specific DNA binding; DNA-binding transcription factor activity, RNA polymerase II-specific. The transcript is spliced from 2 exons.